UGCUCUCUGCUUUCAAGGGGGAAAAAAAAUAGCGCUUUGGACCAUGGAGACGUUGGAAGAACAGUUGUCCUGCCUUCACAUCGCAAACCGCUCUGCCAUGGAAGACAGUAUGACUUACGUACUCGACAUCGACACCUCGGAACCCGCGGAAGGACAGCAGACGCAGGUCAUCGCUAUUUUGUGUUCCAAUAAAUCAAUCAGAUUGUAUAAUAAGGAAAGCAUGACCUUUCUGCACGAAUAUAACGAGCACCCCGCGGUACUUAGCGGAGUCCGGUUCUCUCAUUCGAACGGCAGCGUGCUGUAUUCGGCUUGUAGCGACGGGACUGUGAAAAGCUGGGACGCCCGCACGUCGGGGGCCGCUCCGGUGCAGCUCUUCAACGGCUACCCCGCCAACGCCUUCAUCAGCUUUGAUAUUAGCUGUAACGAUCUCGUUCUUUGUGCCGGGACCGAGAAAGAGGAAGAGGACUCCUUUCUGGUCUUCUGGGACGCGCGGGCUCCCAACGGCAAGUUUGCAUCCAAAGACCCCCUCGGCGUUUAUUCCGAGUCUCAUAACGAUGACAUCACUCAAGUGCGCUUCCAUCCGACGAACCCGAGCAUGGUGGCUUCAGGGUCCACGGACGGAUUGGUCAACGUGUUCGAUUUAAGCAAGGAUAACGAAGACGACGCGUUGAGCGCCACCUGUAACUCGGACUCCUCCGUGAACGUUCUGGGUUGGGCGGGCGAGGACCAUAAGCAGAUUUUCUGCUUGACGCACGACGAGGGGUUCUACCGGUGGGAUCUCGCGCACGUCGAUACCGAUGAACCGAUCACAUUGUCCAAAGUUCAGGAUGUGAGGGAGCACGCGAGCGGGUGCACCGUCGACUAUCUGAUCGGAGGCUUCUAUCGUGCAAAGGAGGACGCGCUUCUCCUCGUGGGUGGAACUCAUAGCGGUGACAUCAGCCUCUUAAACUGCGACGCCGACCGCGUUAAGCAUUUAUAUAGUCUACGCGGCGGCCAUUCGGCUACGGUCCGUUCCUUCUACUGGAACGCGGAGGAUGACUCUCUGCUAACCGGCGGCGAGGAUGCCCAGUUAUUGCUGUGGAAACCCAGAUCCAAGGACGUUCCGCAGAAGAAAGAACCGCUGAAGAUGGCCUCCUCCUUGCAGCAGAGAGUCCGCGUGCACCACACCAAAUCUUAUAAAACGAAACAGAAACAAUGAACGGGGUCCUUCCGUCCCUUAAGACGGCAGCAGAUCCCAGCCUGCUUUCAACUCGCCCCAAAAAUAUAUAAAUUUGUUAAUUUUGGAGAUUUUAUUAUUGCCUAAUCCAAGUUCUGACAUAAAGGAGUAGAUUCAAUACAUCUGAAUUUGCAGCAAAAUAUUAUACAUUUACACCGUGAUACAAUUCCAAGUGUUUCUUUGGGACAAGGUCAGAGUUCUAUUACCUGGUGGUGUAUGGACAUGCGCAACAAAUGUAUCGCAGACUGGUUACAGGUAUCUGAACAACAGCCCAGUAAGCGGGUGGGAAACUGUUAGGCUAAGAAAGCGGCUACUGCUUGACUGCAACUUGUUGUUUUUUUAAUAAAAAGUAAGUUUAUUAA
Molecule: messenger RNA, 1578 nt
Organism: Spea bombifrons (plains spadefoot toad)
Lineage: Eukaryota; Metazoa; Chordata; Amphibia; Anura; Pelobatidae
Gene: WDR89
Product: WD repeat domain 89
Exons: 1
Coding region: 44-1198 (384 amino acids)
Molecular function (GO): protein binding
Source: RefSeq, a predicted model, not a curated record